Miscanthus lutarioriparius is the source of this 489-nucleotide messenger RNA. The record is from the annotation of a GenBank genome assembly. Lineage: Eukaryota; Viridiplantae; Streptophyta; Magnoliopsida; Poales; Poaceae.
AUGGCGGCAAACUCCCCUGCAAUGGCCGUCGGUGGUUUACUGGGUUCUUACUACACUAUGGUGGAAAAGCUGUUUGGAACCAGUGGUGGUAUCUUUCUCUCGUAUGCAUACUUGCUCGCCCAAAAGCCGCAAGGGAGUGUCGAAGGAAUUUGGAUGGCCAUAUUCAUAGGAAUCUUCAUAGCAUCACUAAGCAAUUUCAUUCUGUUAAUCCAUGCUUCAUACUUGAAAGAGAGGGGGUCCAUUGACGGCUAUGAGCCUGGAAUCCUUAAAUGGCUGAUGCUUUUAGUGCUGGCAUUCCUUUAUGCACUAUUUUGUAUCCUACUGCGCAGGGGCGACGCCAGGUACAGCUUGCCUGGUGCCCAGGCACCAGGAUUCUGGAAGAAAUUGAUGCGUAUCAAAGAAAUUGGGAUGUCUGAGAUCACUGGCUCUGCCUCCAGAGGUGGCGGUUCAGAUAGGCCAACAGGUAUCUACGCAAUUGAAGUGAGAUGA